Atta colombica is the source of this 1604-nucleotide messenger RNA. RefSeq lists its product as uncharacterized. Lineage: Eukaryota; Metazoa; Arthropoda; Insecta; Hymenoptera; Formicidae. The record is from RefSeq and is a predicted model, not a curated record. The transcript is spliced from 2 exons. The coding region runs from base 132 to 1448 and encodes 438 amino acids.
UUAUAUAUAGGGGAAUAAAAUUUGUAAUAUUUUUUACGAUUACACGAGAUUUUGAAACAUUCUCUCGCUGGGAAUAAUGUUUUUAAACAAAAUAUUCUUACAUAACAUUAACGAUUAAUCGAUAUUUAUCAAUGGCAUCUCUCGCUAUAACAGAUAACAUUAAUGUGAUUUCAAGACCGAAAGUUAGAUUUUGUCAAUUUUCCGACAAUACGCGAAACAAGAUAGAGAUUGUUGAAGAUUCUAAACAACAAUCUGGCCUACAAACAAGUGGUCUAAGAAUCAAGAAAAUAGUGACUCUUAAGAAACCCAUUAGAGUUGUAAAUCCUAAAAAAUUUGCAAAUAUUUGUGACAAAGAUACAUCUUCAAGUAAUAUUGACAUUUUGUCACAUUAUUGUAAUACAUCUGGCAAUGUUCGAAAUAUGUCUUUGUCCAAUAAAAAUAUGUCAAGAAUCAAGAGUACAAUUCUGUGUGAUGCAAAUGGUAUUCAGAAAACAAAGAAUAGUAGUAAAAUGUUGCAACGACAGAACAAGAGUUCACAAGAUGACAUUUUAAAAGACAACGCAAAGAAUGUACGACAGAACGGAAAAGAAAAUAAAGAUAAACUAUCGAAUAAGUCUGCAUCUAAUAAAAAUAAAAUAAGCGAUACAACAGGAAACUUUCAUCAUAGUGUACAAUCAGUUACUCGAGAGAAAUUUAAACUUCCUAUGGAUAAUAUUCAUAUACCAAAAGUAAAUAUUCAAGAUUUUAAAACAUCAAAAAUGACAAAGCCGCACUCUGCAUCAAGCAUUAUUAAAAAAACAAGAAAUUCAAUGAUCGAAGGGAGAAUUCUUAAUGCAAAACCAGUUUCGCAUUACAAAACUAUGACAAGAAAUAGAAUAUCUCCAGUCCAAAAAAUUAUAUCACGUAACGUGUCAGGUCCUAAAAUCAAAACAUCUGUGGGAUCAGUUUUUCGCAAGGAACAAGCUGAUCCAAAAUCAGGUGAUACAAAUGAAAGAUGUAUCGUUGCAUUAGAUGUUACUACGGUACAAGAUUUAGCUCAACCAGAAUAUAAUUCUAUCAUAUGUACUGUUAAUAAGCUGAAAGAACUUGAACGGCAGAAAAUUGUAGACAUCAAUCAUUUGCCAUUUGAGCUGAAGAGUUUUCUAAAUGGAAAGAUUUCUGCAGCACUUGAUUUUCCGUUGGAUGAGACACUUUAUAAAAAUUUGAUAGAUUUGAGUAUAGAUGAAAAACAAUUGCCAUCCACCAUUACACGAAGUAAGGAUCCAGAACCACGGCAAAAAGAUAUAAUACCACAACUUUCUCACUUCUUCAUACCCGAAGAUAUAAAGGAAAUUUGUGAGGCUGUACAUGUUAAGCUUCGAGCAUCAAAGAUUGAUGAUAAUUGGAACGCCUUUAAAAUUAGCAACAGAAUACUCGAUUGGAAAUACAGUGUAGAUGACAUAGAUUAACGUUUAUUUUUCUCCUAUAUAAUUUUGUUCAAUGAAAUUGUUUAAAUUUUAAACUGUAUAAUAUCUACAGCGUAAGUAAAAAAUUACAAAAAAAAUAUCAACUGACAAUACAAUUAAUAAGAAUACACAGAAUAUAAAGGCAAUUUAUUCAAUAUA